Messenger RNA from Thamnophis sirtalis, 954 nucleotides. It is a transcript of the gene ASB12, whose product is annotated as ankyrin repeat and SOCS box containing 12. The record is from RefSeq and is a predicted model, not a curated record. Gene Ontology annotation, biological process: protein ubiquitination; positive regulation of protein catabolic process; intracellular signal transduction. Lineage: Eukaryota; Metazoa; Chordata; Lepidosauria; Squamata; Natricidae. Gene Ontology annotation, molecular function: protein binding.
AUGAAAGUCCCCCUCAAGAGACAAUUCAAGAUGAGCCUGCUGGAUAUCACCAAGAUGUUUUCCCUGUUCCAGCCCAGCGAAGAUGAAGAUGGGGACAGAGAAAGACAAGAGUUGAGUGUAGCCGUGUCCCAGGACAACUACCAGCUGUUGGACCAACUGUUGCACCAAGAGAGUUACAAACGGGUCAUCAACAGUCGGAGUGGUUGGGGGGUGCCAGGCACUCCCCUGCGCUUAGCGGCAUCAAAGGGCCAUGUCAGGUGCGUCAAGGUGCUUCUGGACCACGGAGCUGAAGUGGACAGCUUGGAUGUCAAGGCCCAGACGCCACUAUUUGUUUCUGUCAACAACGGGCACCUUGAUUGUGUGAAGGUCCUCUUGGAGGCGGGGGCCUGUCCUUCUGGGAGCAUUCACAACAACUGCACCCCACUGCUCACGGCUGCGAGAGAAGGAGCCCUGGGGAUCCUGCAGGAGCUGCUGUCACACGGGGCAGACCCUAACGUCAAACCUCGAAUCCCGGAGUGGGCGGCCAACUCUGUGGCCUGCUGUGGACCUUUGUAUUUGUCUGCCGUCUAUGGUCACCUGGAAUGCUUCAAGACUCUCUUGCUGUAUGGGGCUGAGCCGAACUAUAACUGCUUAGAUAGGAACAUGGUCACCCGAAUUAAACACCCCAAGACUCUCCUGGAAGUCUGCUUGAAGCAUGGCUGCAGGGUGGAAUUUGUCAAGCUCCUCAUUGAUUUUGGUGCCAAUAUCUAUUUGCCUGGCAUCACGAUGGAGAAGAGCUCAGCAAACUCUGAAGUGCUUGAGCUGUUGGCCAGAGAAAGAGCAUUGCCCAAAUCCUUGAUGUCUCAAUGCAGACUGGCAAUCAGAAGAUUUAUGAAACUGGAGAACCAUCCUGAAGCUGUGGAUCAACUGGACAUCCCACUAGUGCUGCUCAGCUACCUCAAACACCAUGUAUAA